This is a messenger RNA of Melospiza melodia melodia, 2119 nucleotides long. RefSeq names its product ring finger protein 24 (gene RNF24). The record is from RefSeq and is a predicted model, not a curated record. Gene Ontology annotation, molecular function: zinc ion binding. Bases 617 to 1063 code for a protein of 148 amino acids. Lineage: Eukaryota; Metazoa; Chordata; Aves; Passeriformes; Passerellidae. The transcript has 7 exons.
GUUUUGGCAGGUGAAGGAGGGGCCCUGGGUGUGUCUCUGGACUUUGGCAAGGCCUUUGACACCACGUUUUCGUGGCAGGGGCUGAAGUCACCGUCCCUGGAGGGAUUUAAAAGCCGUGAGGAUGUGGCACUUGGGUGCCUGGGUUAGUGAAGGCCUUGGCAGUGCUGGCUUAGCCUUAGAAGGUUUUCCAACCUAAACGAUUCCAUGAUUCUGUGAUUUUAUUAUCCCCUCAGAGGAUUAAUCCCACCACUAAUGCAGCUUUUCACUCGCAAAGCGCUUUAGAGGAAGUUGUGCCAGGAGAGUGCUUGGAGAGAGAAACUGAAAGUGCUGAGCAGGAGGGAGCUGCCCUCCUGAUUCCUGCCUCUCCCAGCCUGUGCAGCAGGAGUGAAUUUCCCAGCUUCUUGGUGUAUGGGAGUAUUUUGGGGAAAACACCAGAGCUCCGUGACCGUGCAGCUUCCCAGGCAUUAAACCAGGGCAUUUCAGCUCACCCGCUGGUCCUUGAAAUCCAGGAGGAGCAGCCCGGCAGCAUCCCUGGUACCAAAGCACGGUAGCUGUUCAAGCUGACACGUUGGGUUUGCGUGGCUUGGCUGCGUUGCGGCGCCCGUGCAGCCUACCCAUGAGCUCAGACUUCCAGCAUUACAGUUUCAGGAUGCCGAACAUCGGGUUCCAGAACCUUCCUCUCAACAUAUACAUCGUGGUUUUCGGCACAGCCAUCUUCGUCUUCAUCCUCAGCUUGCUCUUCUGUUGCUACUUGAUCAGGCUCAGGCAUCAGGCACACAAAGAGCUUUACGCCUACAAACAGGUCAUACUCAAGGAGAAGGUGAAGGAGCUGAACCUCCAUGAGAUCUGUGCCGUGUGCCUGGAGGAGUUCAAGCCCAAGGACGAGCUGGGCAUCUGUCCCUGCAAACAUGCCUUCCACAGGAAGUGCCUCAUCAAGUGGCUGGAGGUGCGGAAGGUGUGUCCCCUGUGUAACAUGCCGGUGCUGCAGCUGGCGCAGCUGCACGGCAAGCCGGACCCGGGCCCGCCGCAGGGGCCGCUGCCCGGCUCGCAGAACAUCGUAUAGAGCAUCGUCCGUCCCGGGCCGGGCCCGGCCGCGCCCGCCCGCGGCGCUCGGACACAACCAAAGCACUUGGGCCGCAGCGGAGCGGCCCCGAAUCCCGCCGGGAUGAAGCCUGGGCUCGGAUCCUCCGCCAGGGCCGGGAGGGGACUCGGCGUCCUCGGCGUCCUCGGCACGACCUCCUUCUUCCAGCACCUCCCUCCUGCAGCCCCGCGGCCGCCGGGAAGCGAAGGGGGCACCCGGCGAGCUCCGGGAGCUCCACGGCCCCGAGCUCCGGCACUGCUGCCCCGAGCCGGGCGGGCCCCGAGCGUCGCGGCCGGUUCUGCUCCCUCCUCCUCGCCUUCGGUUCCUUCGCCUUUGCGGCUCCCGGCAGGAAAGGGCUCUCACCCCUGGAGUCGGGUGUCCCCUCGGCACCCGCUGUCACCCCUGGUGGUGGCCGUGCGGGGUCUCCCGGCUUUGGAUUCCCCUCACCCUCCCGAGGGUGGCUGUCCCUCCUCCUCGGCUACCUCAGGGGCCUGGAGCUCCUGGAAGGGGAAGCGAGAGCCACGGCGCGGGGGCAGCGGCAAUCGCGGCCGGGCAGCAGCGAUCCCGGCCGAUCCUGUGGGAUCAUCCCGGCCGAUCCUGUGGGAUCAUCCCGGCCGAUCCUGUGGGAUCAUCCCGGCCGGGCUGCGGCAAUCGCGGCCGAUCCUGUGGGAUCAUCCCGGCCAGGCAGCAGCGAUCCCGGCCGAUCCUGUGGGAUCAUCCCGGCCGAUCCUGUGGGAUCAUCCCGGCCCUUCCAGCCGGGCUCUUCGGGUUCCCCUUGCCAAAACACCCGAACCCCAUCAGCGCCUGGGGGAGCUGGGCCACCCCCUGGCCUCUCCGGGUUUUUGGUGUCCCCUGCUGUCCUCAGCUGUCGCAUUCCCGGGGUGGGGAGGGGGUGUCAGUAUUCCCGGGGCAGGGCUGGGGGGGCUCCUGGUGCCGUCCCCCCUCCCUAAAAAAACCCGGGACUGUUUAUGGAGCGUGGAGCCUCAUAGACGUGUUUGUACACUACAAAUUCUGCAGCAGAAUAUUUUUUAAAACAUU